Molecule: messenger RNA, 4196 nt
Organism: Podarcis raffonei (Aeolian wall lizard)
Lineage: Eukaryota; Metazoa; Chordata; Lepidosauria; Squamata; Lacertidae
Gene: RCAN3
Product: RCAN family member 3
Exons: 6
Coding region: 562-1311 (249 amino acids)
Biological process (GO): calcium-mediated signaling
Cellular component (GO): nucleus; cytoplasm
Molecular function (GO): nucleic acid binding; calcium-dependent protein serine/threonine phosphatase regulator activity
Source: RefSeq, a predicted model, not a curated record
CCCACCCCCCUGCCCUCAACUUCUCCUCUAUCCGGGUCACUCACUCAAGUAAAGUGGGAGAGAGAGACGCGCAUGCCCGAGAAGAAAACUGGUAAGCGCGUCCUCGAGAGCUGCGCACGGGCGCGGCGGCGCGCUCUCUGUCGGAGGAAGAGCAGCAGCAGCAGCAGCGAAGAGGGAGGGGCUCUCUGGGCUCUUUCCGAGGCGCUGCCGAUCCGCAGGCUGGUCGUGCCUGGCUGGCCCUGAGCUCGCCUUCCUCUUUGCGGGGCGGGGCGGAGGGGCGCCUGAGAGGAGCAGGGAGGCGCCGGUGGCCGCGGCUCUGAUCCCGACGUGGAGGAGACGUUUACAGAUUUCGCCUUCCCAAGUCAUGAACAUCAGAGUUUAAGCGGUGGUAGAUUAAAAGCAGAAUUCUCUGCAAUGUGAUUUGGAAAUAUGCCCUACUGUGUUCAGAGGGGAUUGUUCCUAUGUGUUUAGGAUUGCAGCCUAAGUUUCAAACCGCUUUAGUUAGCAGACUCCUGCUUCAAGUCUGGAAUACAAAUUAAGGAAGGUUGCUUUGAGUGGACAAUGAUUAGAGAUACAAUGAAGGCAUGGAGUGACAGUCAGUCAGAUCUUUACAGCAGUGACCUAGAAGAAGAGGAAGAAAUGAUUUUUGGAGAAAAUGAAGAAGACUUGGAAGAGAUGAUGGAUUUAAGUGACCUGCCUACCUCACUCUUCGCCUGUAGUGUUCAUGAAGCAGUGUUUGAAGUUCAAGAGCAAAAGGAACGGUUUGAAGCUCUCUUCUCAAUCUACGAUGAUCAUGUUACAUUCCAGCUAUUUAAAAGCUUUAGAAGAGUAAGGAUAAAUUUUAGCAAUCCAGAAGCAGCAGCAAGAGCACGAAUAGAACUUCAUGAGACAGACUUCAAUGGGAAAAAACUCAAGCUGUAUUUUGCCCAGGUUCAGGUGCCCAAUGAAGUGGGAGACAAAUCUUACCUCUUGCCACCACAGCCUGUCAAACAGUUCCUGAUAUCGCCACCUGCAUCCCCACCAGUAGGAUGGAAGCCAAGUGAAGAUGCCACUCCCAUGAUAAACUAUGACUUGCUCUGUGCUGUUUCAAAAUUGGGCCCUGGGGAGAAGUAUGAGCUUCAUGCAGGAACAGAAUCCACUCCCAGUGUCGUCGUCCAUGUGUGCGAAAGUGAAACAGAAGAGGAAGAUGAAAUUAAAAAUCCCAAACAGAAGAUAGUGCAGACGAAGCGCCCGGAUCCACCACCCACAUUAAUAAAUGAAACAAAAACUCUUGAAUGUACGCUAGAGGUAGGGGGUGGGAUGCACUACUGAAUUUGAGGCUCUCUGACAACAGCAGUGAGUGGUAAAUGUUUGCAUUGCUGUGUGACGCAUAGCGGCAAAAGACUUCUCUUGUAGUCGUCUCGCAUCAGAAAGACUAUAGAUGCCAACGUUUUGAAGAGCACUUUAAUUUUAAGGUUAACUCCCAAGAUGUAGCAAAUCCACUGGGUUUCAAGUCCUAGAAUACUAGGAAGGUGCCAUUUUUGGAAUGUGUGUUACCAUUUUCUUGGUGUUCAGAAGGCAGAAAGGAACUUGGCUGCUGCCAUCUCUAUAUGGGUUACCACAUGGUUUUGUAUGUGAGUCUCAUGUAUAUUUUUGUGUGCUGAUGUAUAACAUGAUCUGAGUAACAUGAUGUUCUAAGUAAUAUAUUGAUGAAAUAUAAAUGUAAUGUACAAUGUACAUUGUUAUCAGUAGAAAAAUCUCAAACUGGUUUGGGGUGAUAGAACCAAAUUUCCAAACAGGUUUGCUUUUGUGAUUUUUGUUUUUCCUUAGAAAUGCCAUAGUUGUGUGUGUUGAAUUUCAAGGUACUCUUGUGAAUUGACAUGAGGCAAAAGACAAAAUUGGAACUGUGAUAGGUUGUCUUUCUGCUCGUUGCACCUAUGAAAUGCAAACUAGGAAGCUGCAGAUUAUGGACUGACUCCCUCUUUGGCCCGUGUCUCCUAAUUUUUCUUAGCCUGUUUCUGUCUUCAGCUGUGGCUGUCCCAAGUGCAGGAUUUAUUUUCUGUGUUUAUCUUGUAUCUCUAGCAGCAGGAUUCAUACAGCCAGGAAGGGUCCUACAUCCACAUGGCUCUUCAUAAAGCUUAGCACCAGAGUGUUGCACGUCUUGUCCAGCCAACUGGAUUCCUCAACUGGAUUCUCCAGGAUGUGGUAUGCAAAAUUGCACAGCCACCCCCUACAGCAGUGACAGUGUAGAUGUGCCCCUGCGCAGGUCUGGAAGUAUAUAUCCCAUUUUUCUUUUCCCCAUUCCCUCCCUCCUAAAGGCUCAGACUGGUUUGUGCCCCUACAUAGCAGGGUGGAUUUGAUUUGAUUUAAAUCAGAUCAAGUUAAAUCACUAUUUAAAUCACUAGUCAGUAAGACUUGAUUUAAAUCACUUUUUUACAGAAAGACUCAUUCUUGCUGGUAUAAUCUUAAUAUUUACAACCAAAUGAAGGUUUCAUUUUUGGAAUAAUAAAUUUUCAGAGUAAUUUUUACAGUUAUAUCAAAAAUUACUAAUUUGGUUAUACUAUUAGAAAUACAUAGACAAAUAAUUAUGAAAUUAUUGUUUAUAUUUGGACAACUUUUCUGCUGUACUUUAUUGGAAGGAGAAAAAUAAUCAUUUCCUCAAUAACAAUUUAAACAAUUUAUUUAACUAAAACAAUAACAUUAUAGCAUAUGUAUCCAUGUUUGUUAACUGAUGUGGUUAAACGAUUAAAAAAAAACAGUCUGAGUUUUAGCACACAUUAAAAACUUAACACAAAUCCUUCUUUCCUGAUGAAUAGCCUUUAGAGUAUAAUGUAACUUAAAUAGAAAACUAUCUUUAGAAAUAUUUUUCCUCCAAAAGCAUUUUAUUUUAAAAAUCCGAUUUAACUCAAAAAAAUCCAUUUUUUUCUUUUUAUCCACCCUGCUACAUAGUCUUCUUUGCUGAGCUAUUACAGCCCUCCCACCCUUCAACUGUCCUACUUCUUGACCACCCAAGCCCUCUUCAGACCCCUUUUGGUACUCUUGCAGAGAACAUUGAUUUAGCAGGUUUUGGUGAGCUUCUGCUGGAAUUGCUUGCUUGCUUAUUGCCUGAGCUUUCCUUCCUUCCCUCUCUCCCUUUGCAUUGAAUCUUCUAUUCCUACUACUUCUUGGGGAGGGAGAAGAAUGUGCUGCAGGAAAAGUGUUGACCACCCAGCUGCCUAGACUUGACAAAUAAGGCUAGCCUUGUUUGUUAUGCCUUUUCUUAACACUGUGUUUCCCACCUUAGCAAUUUUCAGCAAAGUAGCACCUUCAGAUGCCAGAUAUUUUCCGUAACACUACAUAGCUGAUACUUUUUAUGGUUGAACUAAAUGAAAGAAUGGAGGGGGUGGGUGGGAAGUAUAUGUUGGAUUCUAUUUUAUCUAUAAAACCAUCAGCUCUACCAAAUUUGCUAAAACCAAGAGUCUUGUGGCACCUUAAUGGCUGAACAAAUGUAUUACAGCACAAGCUUUUGUGGACUACAUGCAAAUUUGCUGGGAAUUGUGUUGGAUCUCAGUGGGGAAGGACCUCUCUCUUUAUGCCCAGUGUCGGAAACCGCUUUUCUUCCCGCUCCACAUUAUCUGACAUACGUGGUGGGGGGAGUGUGUUCAAGUCUCUCUGCACCAGGCUAUGGAAACAUUCAGAAGCAGUUUGAAUCGCUUUUGCUUGAGACUCUUUGGAGCCAAAUACACAGCAGAAAAAUUAUACUGGUUUCAGUUCUCUACAUCUGUCAGAAGCCACAGAGAAAGAAGAAGCCACCAAUAAUGGCUGGCUGCUAACACCAGUCCAAAUGACCCCUUAUUUAUAGUGAUUCAAGGGAGUCUGUACCACUUCAAGCUUAAGCAGGACUUUGUCCUACUAGUGAGUGAAGACUGUCUUUGCUUGGGACCAGGUUUUAGGGGUACAGUGUUGGAGGUGGACCAGUAAGUCCCAUUCAAAGCUCAUGCAGUGCUAAAAUUUACUGGCUGGCCUUGGGCCAGUUAUACUUUCUUCAUGGGCUGCCCCAAACUCUUGAUGCACAUGUAAAGUUGAAUAUAGUGGAGAAUAAAGGCAGUUGCUCUUUUACCAGAAUAAAUCUUAAUUCUUGCCUGUUUAUUAAGAACCAAGGCAAAGGUACUUAUCACAGAAGUUGUUGGUUCCCUAAAAUAUGUUGUAAGGCGCUUUCCUCUCUUCUGUUAGCAUUU